This is a messenger RNA of Paramecium tetraurelia, 1188 nucleotides long. RefSeq lists its product as uncharacterized. Gene Ontology annotation, molecular function: protein binding. The transcript is spliced from 4 exons. The record is from RefSeq and is a predicted model, not a curated record. NCBI's taxonomy places the organism in Eukaryota, Ciliophora, Oligohymenophorea, Peniculida, Parameciidae.
AUGAUUUAAUAGCAAUAAGAAAUCGUAAUGGAACCACCUCUCUAUUUUGCUAAAGAUCAUUUAUUUGAUCUCAACUUCCAUCCUUUUUAAGAUGUUGUAUGUUGUGCACAGGUGACAGGAGUUGUGAACAUAUUGAAAUAUUCAUCUGAUGAUGUUGUUGAAAUAGCAGCCUUUACACACCAUUAAUAAUCUGCAAGAAUCAGUUAGUUCUUUAGAGAUGGUCAACACCUAGUCACAGCCAGCAAAGAUUGCUCAUUUGCUAUUUUGGACAACAAUGGUAAGAUGGUACUCCAUCAACUCAAGGCUCAUAAACAUGCCAUAAAUGCCCUCAAAUAAUUGAAUGAUAGUAUUAUCGCCACAGGAGAUGAUACAGGCAACAUUAAAAUAUGGGAUUUAAGACAGAAUAAGUGCAUAUUUAAAGUCAAAGAGGCAGAAGAAGCUAUUUCUGGAAUUGAAAUAGAUUCAUCUAAUAACCUAUUGCUUUCAUCUAGUUUGGAUGGUUAUUUAAGUGUUCAUGAUUUGAGAUUCUAGAGUACAAAUGAAAAAUGUUUAUAUGCAAAAAGUGAUUGUAUGGAAGAGGAAUUAACAGACAUUUGCUUGGUCAAAAAUGGUUAAUUUGUUUGUAUAUCAACAAGUGAAGGUAAUUUAUUACUAUUCAAAUGGGAUUACUUUGGGGAUUUUAAAGAUAGAAUUAUUGGUCAUCCUAAUUCAAUUGAUUCAAUUUGUAAAAUAGAUGAACAUUCUAUCAUUACAGGCGGUGAAGAUGGUCUCGUAAGAGGAGUCUCUGUAUUCCCAAAUAUGAUCACAGGAAUUUUAGGUUAACAUGAGGAUAAUUCAUAUUUCCCAAUUACUAAAAUAGUUGUUGAUAGAACUUAGAAAAUUGCUGCCUCAUUGUCACAUGACAGUUCAAUUAAAUUUUAUGAUAUUGCUGAUUUUGUCAAUAAGAGAAAAACAGCUAAAGUUCAAGUCAAUGAAACAGAAUUUGAAUAUACUAAUAAAUAAACACAGAAAGAUAUGGAUAUGGAGGGAGAUUCUGAUGAUUCAGAAGACGAUUCAGAUGAUGAUGACGAUGAUGAAGAUGAUGAUGGCAAGUAGAAAAAAUAAAAAAGUUUAAAAACUAAAAAUCUUUAAUAAUCUAUUGCUAAUCUUAAAAAGUAGAAGAUAAAAUAGUUUUUCGACAAAAUGUGA